Seriola aureovittata is the source of this 975-nucleotide messenger RNA. Its product is annotated as nuclear prelamin A recognition factor-like. Gene Ontology annotation, molecular function: electron transfer activity; iron ion binding; ferredoxin hydrogenase activity. The coding region runs from base 94 to 396 and encodes 100 amino acids. The transcript has 2 exons. Gene Ontology annotation, cellular component: periplasmic space. NCBI's taxonomy places the organism in Eukaryota, Metazoa, Chordata, Actinopteri, Carangiformes, Carangidae. The record is from RefSeq and is a predicted model, not a curated record.
ACACACACACACGCGCGCGUGCGGGACGGAGAGACUCUGCUGCAGUUUGCUGCCAUCUAUGGUUUCAGGAACAUCCAGACCCUGGUCCACCGGAUGAGGAAGGGACGAGUGCCGUACCAGCUGGUGGAGGUUCUGUCCUGCCCGGGAGGGUGCUUGAGUGGCCGCGGUCAGGCUGAGAGCGAGGCGGGAGGACGGGUGGACAAAGCCCUGGUCCAGCAGAUGGAGGACUCCUACAGCAGCCUGCCGGUCCGUCUCCCAGAGGUCAACCCCGCCCUGCAGACCCUCUAUCAAGACUGGCUCCAGGGCCAAGACUCCCCCCAGGCCAGCACGCUGCUGCACACCCAGUACAGAAACCAGGGUCAGGUCCACGCACAGCCCCCCCACAUGCAGUGGUGAGGACAGGGUUUUACUUUAAGACAUGAUGGUUGAAUGAGGACCGCCUAAGCUCGGUCCUGAUUCUGCUUGGACCAUCUCCAUCCUGCUGACGACCACGAAGGACCUGCUGAAGAGCUGCUGCUCUAUGGACCAGGGACUGAAUUCUCCGUAUGUGCAGUUCUUUCACCUGACCACAGGGGGGCGAUGUCUGUCUUUACAACAUGGCCAAAGCUGAGCCUGAGGAGAGAUGAGGUCCAGACUGAAGCCUUGAUGUCACUGAGCUGCUCACAUAAUGACUAAUAACAUUAAUUAGGUACAGAGUCGUCUGAUUGUCCGGCUGCUCUGAGACGUCAGGGAGUCUGAAGCAUGUGUGAAGUAUUUAUGCCAAAAUACAAAAAUACAAAAUGCAGAGCAAUAAUCCAGAGAGCAGAAACAUGUAAAAGCUUUUAGCAGAACUGGAGCUGAUGACCUGAACUUUGACCCAAAACCGUGUUUCACUCUAAACAACAUGUUGCAAUAACUUGCAUUUAUCACCUGCUGCUGAACGCUCACCUUAUUAACAUACACACACAGAAAUAAACACAUGAACAAAAUGUAGAA